Molecule: messenger RNA, 3157 nt
Organism: Astrephomene gubernaculifera
Lineage: Eukaryota; Viridiplantae; Chlorophyta; Chlorophyceae; Chlamydomonadales; Astrephomenaceae
Source: the annotation of a GenBank genome assembly
GCAUUGCCGUGCCGUAAACAAAUAGCUUCUUCUCAACGGCUCCUGACGGGAGCGCUCUUUCCUGGGCUUGCAUGCAUGCCUUUCCUCAAGCCAUGCCGCCUCAUGUUUUCUUCCGGCUUCCGCUGCCCUCCAGGCCUCAUGGCUCAAAUCCGAGACAUGAUAUCGGAGGCGCAGCUCACCGCGCCGGACACUGCUCCCGCAGCUCGUCCUCAGCUGCCGCCCAGGGCCCGGACCUCCUCUGAAGGCGGCGGCGCCGGGGCCGGCGUCCCAGGCAGCACCGGCGCCAUGGGCCCCGGUGCAGCCGGCCGAGCCCGCAGCACCGGCAGCGGCACCGCCGCACGCAACCCCUCCGCCUCGCAAGCCCCGCUGCCCCCAUCCGGUCGCUCUACCGCACCCGGCUCUGCCGGCGGCGCCAACGCUGGUUUUGGUGCUACCGCUGGCCGGUCGAUGAGUGGCGGCGCCGCCUCGUGUUCCUCCCUGCAGCGACGCUCGCUGACGCUGAGCCCCUCCAGCAGCUACGCGGGCGGGCUGGACCUGGAUUUGGAUCUGGAGCUGCAGGUUCUGAAUGCGGACCGGGAGGUGCUGCACGACCAGCUGGUGGCGGCGGAGGCGGCCAACGACCGGCUUACGGCAGAGGUGACCGACCUGCGGCGGCAGCUCAGCACCUACGAGCAGCUCACGCGGCAGGCGGCGGGCGAGCUGGUAGAGAUCCGCCGCCUCAAGGAGGCCUUCCAGGCGCGACUGCAGCGGGAGAACGACACCCUGCGAGCGCAGCUGGCGCAACUGGGGGUGCAGCCCAUCGCGCCCGCCACGCAUGCCAACGCAGCGGCCGCAGCAGCAGGGGCCGGAGCGGGCGGGCCGUCGGCUGCAUCGUCGCCACAGCCGCCGCAGCAGCGGCAGCACCCGCAAUUGCAGCACUCGCACUUGUCGAAUGGCGGAGAGCGAGGUGGUGGGGGGCUGCAGAGCCCGGGGGCCGGUGCAGGGAGUGGAGAGGGAGCGCUGAGGCGGCCGCAGUCCUUCGGUGGAACCGGGAGCCAGCUGGUGUCGGCUUUUGAGGCCGCGGCGGCAGCUGCUGUCAAUGGGCGAAUGGCGCCGCCGCAGUCGCCGCUGCGGUACGGCGUUCAGAGCAUGGCGCCGUUUGGCUCCCCUGCGUCGGUGGCGCCUCCUCCUGUCAGGCAGGCACCCAGCGGCAGCACCGGGGGACUCUGGCAGGCCGGCGGCACGCCGACUCGUGCCUCAUCCAGCUUUGCCGCCGCCGCUGCAGCCGUACGUCAGCCGUCGAGAGCCUUAGGGAGCCCUGCUGCUGCGCCGCCGCCGUUAGCGGUGUCCUUAGUGGCAGCGGCGAGGGAUGGGGGCGUAUCGGCGGGCUUACCGUGCGAUGACAGGUCGUUGUUGUCACCGGUUCGGGCGACGCCUUCCGACACGCCAUUGAUGUCUUUAGGGGCAGCAUCCGGCCGGCCUCAGCAAAUGGAGGAGGUCGUGAAAAGCCUUCUGAAGGAUGACAGCAGCCCGUAAUGGGAGUAGGAGGCGUGGUGGCGUGAGUUGGAGCGGCAGUUGGGCCCACUGCUCGGACGAACUGGCGGCGUCCAGGAACCAGGAAGUGCGCUGCAACCUGGCCAAGCAGAGCAGCAGCGUAUCGCUCAGCACCAGCAUUACCAAUUACCUUUUUCGUAGCGAGAUAGCGGUAGCAGGAGCAGAGCAACAGCGGCGACCAGGUGACAUUAGCAGCAACCUAGAACGACACGGAAGGCCAUCGUAACUCAGCUGAGUUCUGUUUCAGCACACCCGCUGUCGAUCAGUUGUGCUGUACAGCUCUUAGGGUCGCAUGAAUAGAGGUGAUGACGCCGUAGCGGCUGGGUAGCGGUAGAGGGCAGUCGUGGUGAUGAUGCACCAGAAUUAUUGAUUCGACGGAGGUAGCAGUAGCGUUUGCGAUCAGGGUGCGUUACAAGUUGCCUCAAUUACUUCUAGGGCUGGAUUUCCGCCAGGUUUUGCGCUUGCACGUCACAUGGUGCAACUCCAACGGGUUAGCGCGCGAACAGGGAUUAUGCUUCUAGUAAUUACCUAACUGUUAUUUACCAUUGGCGCGCGUUGUAGGGCAGCUGCGGGGAGUCCAAAAGCAAGGCAUCUGUCCCUUAAUUCGCGAUCUAGUCCGAACUCCGAAGUAUGAUGCGUAUGAUGCGCAUGUUAUUAUCCUAGCCGUGCCUUGUGAAGCUGUGCUACGACUCCGCGUGUCAGCUCCAUGGCAGAUAGCAAACCGUGAUAGCUGUUAGGGGCUUAGGAGGAAGGCCGGCGCAUGUGAUCCUGCCCGGGCUUAGCAACACUGAGGAAGGUAGCACUUAACGGGGGGUAGUCCUGAGUACUUUUCAAACCAGUUAAACAUUUGCUGUGCACACUUAGGUACUUGCUGAAUGGAUACAGCAGUCGUGGAGGGGCGUGUCACGUAGGGGAGUUUGGACCUUGCAGAAGGUAUAGAAUGGAACUAUGCAGCUUGCCACGCAAUGUCUGUACCGUGGUGUUUAUUAGCCAUUCAUGAGGGGCCCUGGGGUUCCAUAAACCCGGUCUACGCGAAGUGCCUGGAACCUGAUGAUUUAAGUGGAGAGCAGCUUGGCAAGUAGAGCCAGUGACGGCGUAUCUGUACAGGAAUGAGAUGACUUCUGGAGCUGCGCACGGGAGGGCUAUAACGAAGGCGUGUGAUCACAGCGCUAGAGAGAGUGUAGGUUGGAGCGCAACGGUGAACCCUUGUAUGGUGUGGUUGUGUUUUGACAUCAUCUUUGUUUAGGCGCCCUUUUGCAGAACCGGGUGGAUGUGCGUGUUUGGGUGGCGAUAUUUUGACGUGUGCACAAAGGCCUGCUCCGCGCCUUUUCCAAGGGGCAAGCAAUACGGGCGUCCAUGCAAAGGCAGGGGUAGCAGCAGUGGCGGGUGCAGAGGCAGGAAGCUCAGUCAGGGUCCCUAUCAUGCAUUCUGGGUUGACUGAAUGCCGUUUGCAGGAGCGUUUCCGUCAACUUGACGGAGGUACGGGCUACAUGUGUGUCGUACAAUGGUAGCGGUCGAGGCGUCAGACGAGGCAAUUGGGGCUGGGCUGCAGUGCAGCUGAGGGGUGUGUCGGGUGUUGGUCGCAGGUGGCUUAGCUGCGACCCUAACGAAGGUACGGGAUGGG